Messenger RNA from Phyllostomus discolor (pale spear-nosed bat), 631 nucleotides. RefSeq names its product glutaredoxin 2 (gene GLRX2). Bases 88 to 534 code for a protein of 148 amino acids. The record is from RefSeq and is a predicted model, not a curated record. Lineage: Eukaryota; Metazoa; Chordata; Mammalia; Chiroptera; Phyllostomidae. The transcript is spliced from 4 exons.
CGGGGCCUGCCAGCCGAGGCCGACUCUCCCGGGCCGCGGCUGCGGUGUGUCCUCCGUCUGUCGCGGCUCUGGCCCCGCAUUCGGACUAUGGUCUGGAGCAGCGCGUCGCUGGUGUGGACGCGGCUCGCCCGAAGUGGGAGCGGUUUGGCGGGCCGGCUGGGCGGGGCGGCCUCGAGGAUGGGGAGCAGCAUGUCAUCAUCCUUGGAUAAGCCAGCAGCUACUCCCGUGAGCCAGAUCCAAGAAACAAUUUCUGACAAUUGUGUGGUGAUUUUCUCAAAAACAUCUUGUUCUUACUGUACAAUGGCAAAAAAGCUUUUCCAAGACAUGAAUGUUAACUACAAAGUGGUGGAACUGGACAUGCUUGAGUAUGGAAACCAGUUUCAAGACGCGCUUUACAAAAUGACUGGAGAAAGAACCGUACCAAGAAUAUUUGUCAAUGGAACUUUUAUCGGAGGUGCCACCGACACCCAUAAGCUUCACCAAGAGGGGAAGUUGCUUCCACUGGUUCAUCAGUGCUAUUUAAGAAAAAAGUAAAAGAAUUUCAGUGAUGGUGUUUGAGGAUGUUUAUAUAUAUGAAUUAUCAUCAUGAAAAAGUUGUAAAAAUAAUGAAUAAAUCACUGUGGAAACUUCA